Molecule: messenger RNA, 1926 nt
Organism: Agrilus planipennis (emerald ash borer)
Lineage: Eukaryota; Metazoa; Arthropoda; Insecta; Coleoptera; Buprestidae
Product: spermine oxidase-like
Exons: 4
Coding region: 345-1871 (508 amino acids)
Molecular function (GO): polyamine oxidase activity
Source: RefSeq, a predicted model, not a curated record
UACGUAGAAAUGUGCAGAUUUCGUUACUGACAAUAAACUUUAAACAACAACAGAAAAGAGUUGAUGAUAACUUGGCUAAAUAAACGAGCUUUUUAGCUUUUAAAAAGAAAGUUACAUAAUUUGUUUAUCAAAAAAUAGUGAAACGUAACAAUAAUAUUUACAUAAUUUUUAAGGAAAUCUCAAUACUACUAAAUAUAAUUUACCAACCCAUUUAUUGGGGUAUCAACAAUUCCGAUAACCCUAUUUGUAUCUGUGAAGUCAAGGCAAUUUUAUUGCAAGUAUCUAUUAAAACAUCGACUUUGUGUGUUGGAUCAAUUCAUAUUCAAUUACAAACAAUUGAAGGUAUGUCUCACCAAUCAUUUACUAACGGAAGAGACAUGAAAGCAUUUAUUAGAUUUGCCACAGCCUGUGCAUUAUUUCUCGUACAUUAUUGUAAAGCCACUGAUCAACAUUCGGUAAUAAUAGUAGGCGCAGGAUCAUCUGGAAUAGCCGCGGCUACGAAGCUUUUAGAAAACAAUUUCACAGAUUUUAUAAUCUUGGAAGCAGAAAACAGAAUUGGUGGAAGAAUAUUUACCGUUCCGUUCGGUAAUGGACUUGUGGAUUUAGGAGCCCAAUGGUGUCAUGGACAAAAGGACAACAUUGUUUACGAAAUUGUAAAGGACCUGGAUGUUUUAAAAGUCGAUGAUGUUAAUUCAAUCACCCAUCUGUAUACAAAAUUCUCUGUAGACAAAAAUACCAGUGAUACCGUAAACAGAUUAUUUGAGUCAAUUUACGAAAAUAUGGAAGAAGACCCAAACGCAGCUUCUCUUCACGACUAUUUCGUCAAAAGAUACAAUAACAGUAUUAAUGAAUUGUAUUCUGACAAACCGGAGAUUCUACAAUAUGCAAAAGACGCUACAAACUUAUACCUCGGUGCAAUAUGUUCUCUGGAAAGUAGUUUUGACGUGUCUGACAUUUCAACGCAAAGCGAAUACCAAAUAUGCGAGGGAGAUCAAUCCCUACAAUGGAAUGGGAAAGGAUACAAAAUAUUUUUGGAUAUAUUAAUGAAAAAGUAUCCCAAUCCGAACGAGAGUCUUCCCAUCGAUGAUAAAAUUUUAUUAAACAAAGAAGUUACAAAUAUAAAUUGGCAAAACAGUUUUCAACCAAAUUCAUCGAAAUCCGAGGUGAAAUGUUCAAAUGGAGAAGUGUAUUACGCGAAUCACGUUAUUGUAACGGUGUCUCUUGGUGUUUUGAAAGAAAAUGGUAGCACUAUGUUUACUCCAAAAUUACCAAAUGAAAAAAUUAAAGCGAUUGAUGACAUCGGUUUCGGAGCUGUUAUGAAAAUAUAUCUUUUGUAUGAAGAAAAGUGGUGGCCGGAAAAUUUGGGUUCUUUGAGUUUUGUUUGGUCUGAAGAAGAAAGAGAACGUUUAAAACAUGAGGGUCUUCGAUGGUAUUUAAAUAUCUUAUCUUUAAUAACAAUAAAAGGAAAUGAAAACGUUGUGUGUCUGUGGAUUGCCGGCCAAGAUGUACCUAAAAUUGAAAAUCUUACCGACGGUGAAGUCUUAUCAGGAAUUAAAUACGUUUCAGAUUUAUUUUUAAAGCCAAAAUAUAGAAAUGUGACGAAACCUUCAAAGAUUUUACGUACGAAAUGGCUGUCAUAUCCACAUUUUCGAGGAACAUAUUCUUACGAUUCCGUUAAAAUGCGUAAAAAUAAAAUAAGUCGUGGUGACUUAUCUGAACCAUUAAUUCACCCUGUUACAAACGAACCCGUUGUCUUGUUUGCUGGAGAGGCUAUGAAUCGUUAUCACUAUUCAACAGUGCAUGGUGCUACUGAGACCGGAUUUCGUGAAGCCGAAAGGAUACUUCAAAUAUAUAAAAAAAAUGUAUUCUAAAGCAACUGAAUGUAGGUAUUGAACUCAUUAAAAAAGUUUUGUAACUUUUAGAUAA